Molecule: messenger RNA, 3936 nt
Organism: Cuculus canorus (common cuckoo)
Lineage: Eukaryota; Metazoa; Chordata; Aves; Cuculiformes; Cuculidae
Gene: TMC5
Product: transmembrane channel like 5
Exons: 24
Coding region: 663-3338 (891 amino acids)
Cellular component (GO): plasma membrane
Molecular function (GO): mechanosensitive monoatomic ion channel activity
Source: RefSeq, a predicted model, not a curated record
UUUAGUUCAUGUGAAAUUAUUUGUCCAACAAUUUGAAAACCCCAUAUAAAGAUUUUGAACAGUUAGGAGAAACCUUUGAAAAAGAUGAUACUCUCUUCUUCUAACUGGUUCUCCCCAGCCCUUUUCUAUAGUAGCUUCUUAGCUGAUUUGCUAGACUAUCGUGAAUAGCUUUUGUUUUCCUCGAGGGUCAUCUUAAAUGCUGCUUGUGCAAAUAGUAAUGAGAUGACCAUAUCCUAACAGGAAGUGAAGCUAAAAAUUGCAAACGGAACAAUGCUCUUUUUUUUUACUUCAGCAACAUCAUGUAUCUUUAAAAACCUGUUUAUCUAAAAUGACCAUAUGUGUAGUUUUCGUAAGCUUUUCCAAUUGGACUUGUGAAUGAGACUCCUGUAACUGAUACUGCUCAUUAAAGUAUAAUAUGAAGGUUGCGUUUAAACUGGAUAGGUAUCCGUUGCAAGUACAGAAUAAAUAAAGCUUUCUUUCAAGACAAAACUUUGGAACUGUUCUAGUAAACAGUGUCUCAUGCCUCUACUAGAUCUGUCUUUCCACUGAAAGGAGAAAACUAAUUCCAAACAGAUCUGUAAUCAGCCUUCCCAUUAACAUAUUAAUGAAGCAGUAGAGACAAAAAAUAAGGAAGAUUUCAUCACUCCAACCAAGGAUUUGUCAUGUCUUAUCAUUACAAUGAAGCCUUUGAAAAUCCGGACUACCACUUUUCAGAGACACUGGAAAUUGAUAGAAGGAGGAGUCCUCAAAAGAAUCUGUUCUCUCACCAAACCCCUUACGAUUAUGAUACUUCACCAUAUGGUUCCUAUGGAGAACACAGUGAAAGAGAGCAGAAUUACCCUCUGGCCAUACCAAUGGCCUCCCUGAGACGUGGCUCUGAAUCCAGCAGAGGUUUUCCAAGAGUUGAUGUCCUAAGCAGAAGUCCCUAUGGACAUUCCACAGAUAAUCUUUCCUUUGAGCCUGAGCCAGACCUGGCAUACAGCCCGCCUUCUACCUUCCACCUGCUGGAUCGCCCCUAUGCUCACAGAGUUGCCAGCGUAUCAUACGGUGAUGAUCUUUGUUUCGUGAACAAUGACAGAUACAACACCUUCCACACUCGCUGUACCAUUAUUCAGAACAACGGAAGACCACCUGAAGAGAUCGUCAUGGCAUCUUCCAGCCUUUUUGAAACAGAUCCAGCGCAUAAAGAAGAGGACAAACUAGUUGGAAAUCUUGCAAGUAUGACCACCAGUGAAAGGAUUAAAGCGAUCCAGAAGAUGCCAGAGACCAUGAAAAAAAAGAGAGAGAUCAGGGAUAAAGUUCUCAAAGAAAUAACAAAAAAAUCAAGCCACCACAGUACUCAACUUCCCUGCUGCACGCACUGUCUGCAGGGAGCAGCUCUGUCAUUUCGGCGAUUUGGAAAUACCUUGUUAGAAUAUUUUAGCUUACUGCGGUUCUGGCACAAGACUCUGAAAAUCAUUGGUGCUGAGUUUGGAACAAGUGUUCUUUCUUAUUUUAUUUUCUUGAAGUGGCUGCUAGCUUUCAAUGUCUUCUCAUUCCUCAUAAACUUCAGUUUCAUCACAAUCCCUCAGUUCAUUGCAGCGGAACCAAAUAACCUUACAUUCACGGGUCUGGAGCUGUUCACUGGAUCUGGUUAUUUUCAACAAACAGUGCUCUACUAUGGCUUUUACACCAAUGCUACAAUCAGUAAAAUAACAAAUGGUGCAUCUUACAACAUGCAGCUGGCAUAUAUUUUCACCGUUGGAUUAUAUUUUGUCGUCUGUUUUCUUAUCUUGUUGGUCAGCAUGGCAAAAUCCUUCUGCAGGAACUUCAUUAACCCUUGGAUGUACUCUGGAAAAGCCAGCAAACUUCUCUGCACUUGGGACUUCAAUAUAACUAACGAAAAAGCCGUUAAGCUGAAACAAAAGAAUCUCAGCACACAAAUAAAGGAAGACCUCUCUGAAGUAAACCGAGAAGUUCUAAAUUUUUCUGUAAGAGAGAGAGUUGUUCAUAUUGUUAUUCAUCUUGCUUCUUGGGCUGCUUCUCUGGGAACAGCAGUAGCUGCUUGUGCUGGUGUUUACUUCCUCUCCAUUAAUAACCUAAAGCUGUUUGUGAAAGGGCAUGAAAAUGACCAAGAGACCCAAGCUGCGAUGUUGGUGCUACCUAUUAUCGCAUCUCUCCUCAACACAUUGAUUCCAUUCUUCUACUCAUGGCUUGGACAGCUGGAGAGAUUUCAGACUCCUGGACACCAGAUAUAUGUCACUAUUGCGAGAAAUAUCGUCCUGAAAAUAUCAAUUGUUGGAAUACUGUGCUACUACUGGCUUAACAUUGUGGCUGUGUCGGAGUCACAGUGCUGGGAAACUCUGGUUGGCCAAGAUAUCUAUCGUCUUGUUCUAGUUGACUUCAUAUUUUGUUUGCUUGGCUCUUUCUUUGGAGAGUUUUUACGAAGAAUUAUUGGAACUGCAUUGAAACUGGGGUUGCCAGAAUUUGAUAUUGCACGAAAUGUUUUAGAUUUGAUAUAUGCGCAGACUUUGACCUGGAUUGGCAUCCCCUUCUCACCUCUGCUGCCCGGUAUCCAGAUGAUAGCAUUUUCUAUAGUAUUUUGUGUGAAAAAGGUCAGUCUGAUGAUGAAUUGCCAACCCCCUCGCAAAGUCUGGAGAACUGCUCAAAUGACAACUUCCUUCAUGUUCCUGCUGUUCUUCCCUUCCUUCCUCGGAGUCCUGUCUGUCAUUGGAGUCACUGUCUGGAGGUUAAAACCUUCCGAAGAAUGUGGUCCUUUUAGAGGUUUGCCUUCCAUGUAUGCUGCAGUCUCUGAGUGGAUAAAACUACUGGAAAGUUACACUGCCUCAAAAUGGGUGGUGUGGAUCUACUAUAACUUAGUUACAAGUGAACUUUUUUUCUUCAUCCUCUCUGUUAUUGUUCUAAUUAUUUCUUAUCUUUACUGGCAAAUAAUAGAAGGAAGAAAGACCAUGACCAAACUCCUGCAUAAGCAAAUUAUAAAUGAAGGAAAAGAUAAAAUGUUUUUACUUGAAAAACUACGGGCACUGCAAAGGGCAAACCAAACGCCACCUGCGCCAAGAGGACAAGACCAGCAGAGAAGGCCCUCUUCAUACAACCCCUCGCGGCAACCUGCCCAGCAAGUGCCGGACUACCCAGGAAGGACAUGUGACAGAAACCAAAAUGCCGCCCUCAGCGAGCAUCCCUAUUCUGCCAGGAUCUCGACGGGGACUGGCUUCCCUCCAGAUUCAAAGACACCCCAUCUCAGCAGGAGGCCAGGGGUGUCUGAGGCAGUGGCGCUCGCUCUGCGUGCGAGGGAAGCAGCACAGUGGGAAGAUGAAGAGAGUGACAGUGAUUUCUGACUGCAAACAGGCCCAAUACAUGUUAAGUCAUUGAGUGAUGUUUCUGCUGAAAGCAACGCAUAUUUGUACUAAUGACUGAAAGAACCAUUCAAACAUUUUCUUACCCCUAAAUGGAAGAAAAAGUAGAAGAAAAAAAUAGAAAAAGAGAUUGCAAAAUGCAUCCCGACUGGAGUUUAUUAUGAUGAUAGGGAAUAUCCUGUGUGUUUGGUUUGUUUUGAAGUAGGACUAUUCAGGUGACCGCCAGGCUUCCCCCAGGACUGGACCCCAGCAGUGAGGGUCCCUUCACUGCUGGGCACUCGUUGCUGACUCAAUGUAAGGAAACUUGUGCCAAUUGGAAAUAAAAGCUUUGGUCUAAAUUUGGGGUUUUAUCAGUUAUGUUGUUCAAACUGUUCUUAUCUGCUCUAAGCCAAAAGCAAAGUAUUGGUCAAAUAAAAAUAGAAAGACAUAAACGUACAGUUGUUUUUAAUGCCUGAGACAUUGUACUGGCUGCAAAGUAGCUUGUGUGAACCCGAUUAACCACCUAUUCCAUUUUCAGUUUUCUGAGCCAUUUUUACAGUUUAUUACCAUCGCUCAAAAGCAGCUUUGAUGUUAAAGGUUA